CGGGAUGGAGAACGCCGCUGCCCGCCACCCUGCCAGCCACUCGCUCGGGACACUGGCCCUGCCGCUCUGUGCCCAUGGCGUCCACCACCUCCGCUGUGCCAGGACCCCUCUCUCCGAGCGUGCCCGGCAACCGCAGUGAGGAGCUGCUGGAUGAGAGGGACCCGCUGCUCGCCCGGGUGGAGGUGGCCCUGCUUGCCACGGUUUUUGUGGUGGUGACUCUGAGCAACGGCCUGGUGCUGGGGGCCCUGGUGCGGCGGGGCCGGCGGGGCCGCUGGGCACCCAUGCACGUCUUCAUCUGCCACCUGUGCCUGGCUGACCUGGUGGUGGCCCUGUUCCAAGUGCUGCCUCAGCUCGCCUGGGACGCCACCGACCGCUUUCUGGGGCCUGACGCCCUGUGCAGGGCCAUCAAGUACCUGCAGAUGGUGGGCAUGUACGCCUCGUCCUACAUGAUCCUGGCCAUGACCGUGGACCGCCACCGCGCCAUCUGCCAGCCCAUGCUGGCCUACCGCCAGGGCGGUGGCGCCCACUGGAACCGGCCAGUGCUGCUGGCCUGGGCCUUCUCGCUGCUGCUCAGCAUCCCACAGCUCUUCAUCUUCGCACAGCGGGACGUGGGCGACGGCAGCGGCGUCUUUGACUGCUGGGCCCGCUUUGUCGAGCCCUGGGGGCUGCGUGCCUACGUCACCUGGAUCGCCCUGAUGGUGUUCCUGGCCCCUGCGCUGGGAAUUGCCAUCUGCCAGGUGCUCAUCUUCCGGGAGAUCCAUGCCAGCCUGCUGCCGGGGCCAGCCCAAGGGGCGGGGGCGCACUGCCGAGGGGGCGGGCAGGCCACUGGCCGCGAGGGGACGCGGGUGUCGGCGGCCGUGGCCAAGACCGUGAGGAUGACGCUGGUGAUCGUCAUCGUCUAUGUCCUGUGCUGGGCGCCCUUCUUCCUGGUGCAGCUGUGGGCGGCCUGGGACCCCGACGCCCCCCUGGAAGGACCGCCCUUCGUGCUGCUCAUGCUGCUGGCCAGCCUCAACAGCUGCACCAACCCCUGGAUCUACACCCUCUUCAGCAGCAGCGUCUCGGCCGAGCUCCGGCGCCUGCUGUGCUGCGCCUCGAGGCGCGCCCUGCCUAGCCUGGGCCCCCAGGAGGAGUCCUGCGCCACUGCCAGCUCCUUCCUGGCCAAAGAUGUUUCCCUCUGAUCAGGAGAGAGCCCAGAGGCUGGCA
Molecule: messenger RNA, 1203 nt
Organism: Sorex fumeus (smoky shrew)
Lineage: Eukaryota; Metazoa; Chordata; Mammalia; Eulipotyphla; Soricidae
Gene: AVPR2
Product: arginine vasopressin receptor 2
Exons: 4
Coding region: 75-1178 (367 amino acids)
Biological process (GO): G protein-coupled receptor signaling pathway; positive regulation of vasoconstriction; regulation of systemic arterial blood pressure by vasopressin
Cellular component (GO): membrane
Molecular function (GO): vasopressin receptor activity; peptide binding
Source: RefSeq, a predicted model, not a curated record